Molecule: messenger RNA, 438 nt
Organism: Penicillium macrosclerotiorum
Lineage: Eukaryota; Fungi; Ascomycota; Eurotiomycetes; Eurotiales; Aspergillaceae
Exons: 2
Coding region: 1-438 (145 amino acids)
Source: RefSeq, a predicted model, not a curated record
AUGUCGGGCACAGCCAUCGGGGCCUUCUCAUCAGAGGUCACACUCUUCGUGUUCCCGGCUCGCCCCACGCCAUCUUCUUCGCCAGGCCUUCACACAGCCGCUCCCAGUCAAAAUCGUCGAGUUUACCCUCGAUCUCUUCAUCUCCAGCGGCGUGCUCGGGAUCCCAAGACGGAGGACCAGCAGCGGAGGCACGUGUACUAUGAGUACAAGACGGACGGCUGCAUCCAAAUUUUGAACGAGAACCUUCAGGGUGAGAGGUUGGACCUAUGGACUUGCGCUCUUCGCAGCAGCACCGCGUGCCGCGCGAGGACGUAUUCAACAAGGAAAUUGCGGCUCACAUUUGCUAUAUUCAAAAGUGAUGAUAAUACAUUCAAGAACUCAUAUAUUAAGAUAGUUGUCUUAUGGCGAAUCAAUGUCGGUCAACUUUAUGCCAUCUGA